This is a messenger RNA of Dermacentor andersoni, 938 nucleotides long. Its product is annotated as ribosomal RNA small subunit methyltransferase NEP1. Gene Ontology annotation, cellular component: nucleus; small-subunit processome. Gene Ontology annotation, biological process: rRNA base methylation. Lineage: Eukaryota; Metazoa; Arthropoda; Arachnida; Ixodida; Ixodidae. The record is from RefSeq and is a predicted model, not a curated record. Gene Ontology annotation, molecular function: rRNA binding; rRNA (pseudouridine) methyltransferase activity.
CAAGACAUUGUUGUUAUCAUGGCGGCUAAGAGAAAGCGCGAAGCUGUCGAAGACAGCGGAGAAUUUACGAAGUUUGACGUUCCUAAGCACAUCAAAAGUCAAGAAAAGCGGCUCAUUGUCGUCUUGGAAAAGGCUAACCUCGAGUCUGUCAAGGUCGGCAAGUCAUUUGAACUGCUGAACUGCGAUGACCACAUCCAGCAGAUGCGAAAGUUCAAGAAAGACCCGGCUUUCUGUCGACCAGACAUUACUCACCAGUGCCUGCUGAUGCUGUUUGACAGUCCGUUGAACAGAGCAGGCCUCCUUCAGGUGUACGUCCGCACCGAAAAGAACGUCCUCAUCGAAAUCAACCCUCAGACCAGAAUACCUAGAACCUUCAAGCGGUUUUCUGGGUUGAUGGUUCAACUCCUGCACAAGCUUUGCAUCCGAGCUGGAAGUGGAUCUGUAAAGCUCUUAAAAGUCAUCAAGAAUCCUGUUACAGACUGGCUUCCUGUAGGCUGCCGGAAGAUAUCCAUGUCUUUACAUGCCGACAAACUAGUCAGGCCGAGGGAGCUUGUCCCUGAAACAGACGAGCCAAUAGUUGUGGUUAUUGGAGCCAUGGCUCACGGUUCGGUGGAUCCUGACUACACGGAAGGGUCUUUCUCAAUCAGCCAGUACCCACUCUCGGCAGCACUUACUUGUUCAAAGCUGUGCUCUGCCUUUGAAGAGGCUUGGGGAGUGCACUGAUCGCACCACCCACAACUGACUGUUGUCACUCACGAACUAUCUUUGGGUAGUGGGAGGCGGGAGGCGCAUUCAUACAGAGCGGAAGAAAUCAAGUGAAAAAAUCUAAGUUUUAUCAUGGUCUCUUACAGAUUCAGAAACCCUUGCAGCUUUCAGUACAUGGGCUCUUGGAAUCAUGUGAGAACGCUCAGUAAAGCUUGCAUUAUUUUUUACUUGAA